Molecule: messenger RNA, 2585 nt
Organism: Mercurialis annua (annual mercury)
Lineage: Eukaryota; Viridiplantae; Streptophyta; Magnoliopsida; Malpighiales; Euphorbiaceae
Product: actin-related protein 5
Exons: 12
Coding region: 171-2345 (724 amino acids)
Biological process (GO): regulation of DNA-templated transcription
Cellular component (GO): cytoplasm; Ino80 complex
Source: RefSeq, a predicted model, not a curated record
AGAUCAUAACCAUUUAACGGUCCGACCGAACCGGUCCAAAAGCUCUGCUAGUUGACGGUAAUGGUCUCUCACUUUCCUCAGAAACUUUCACCUGCAAAAACCCUUCACAACUAUUUUUUGUUGUGCAUUUUUCAUUACUAAAAGUUUCACAUUCAAAAUUUAAAGCCCAAAUGCCAUUCAUAUCGCAAAUUAAACGACAGACUGAUUACAGUCGUUUCCCUUCCUCAACACCAAUCGUAGUCGACAAUGGCGCUUCCUAUUUUCGCAUCGGAUGGGCUGGUGAGACUGAGCCUCGUGUUAUUUUUCGCAACAUUAUUCAACGACCAAGGCAUAAAACUACUGGUGAGACUGUGACUGUUGUUGGUGAUCAUAAUCCUGCAUUGUUCAAAUACUUUGAUUGCACUCGCUCUGGGCCGCGUUCUGCGUUUGAUAGUAAUGUUGUUUAUCAGUUUGAGAUUAUGGAAUCUAUUCUCGACUUUGGAUUUGAUCGGCUGGGAGCAAAUGGAUCAGAGAUUAAUCAUCCUAUCCUGAUCACAGAAUGUGUAUGCAACCCAAUUCAGUCACGUAGCAAAAUGGCAGAGCUUCUUUUUGAAACUUAUGGAGUUCCAUCAGUAGCGUUUGGUGUUGAUGCUGCUUUCAGCUAUAAGUACAAUCAACAACAUGGGGUUUGUGAUAAAGACGGGCUUGCUAUUUGCCCAGGAUUUACAACCACUCAUGUUAUUCCAUUUAUUGAUGGAGAGCCUGCCUAUAACGGAUGCAGCCGAACUAACAUUGGUGGAUUUCAUGUCACUGAUUAUUUAAAGCAACUGCUUUCUUUGAAAUAUCCUCAUCACAUGGCCAGAUUUACAUGGGAAAAGAUUGAGGACCUAAAAAUGGAGCAUUGCUAUAUUGCUCCUGAUUAUGCUUCAGAAGCUCGAUUAUUUCAGAAAGGGACUAAACAAGCUGAAGAUAAAACCAGAUGUUGGCAGCUUCCGUGGGUUCCGCCGCCAGUUGAGGAACCUCCAUCAGAAGAAGAGGUGGCUAGAAAGGCAGCCUUAAGGGAGAGACAGGGUCAACGGUUGCGAGAAAUGGCUUUGAUGAAGAAGUCAUCUAAGAUAAAUGAACUAGAAAAUCAGUUGCGUGAUAUGAAGUUUCUUUUGGAGCAGCUUGAACAAGUUGACGAAGAUCAAAUUACAUCCUUCUUGAGAGAUACUGAAUAUGCCUCCAAGCAGGAUAUAGAAUCCUUAUUAGUGAAAAAAACAGAGUUAUUACGUAAAGCAAAAGGAGAGCCAAAGGUUGAGCAAGCUGAACUUGAAGAUAAAAGCGAUUCAUCAACAAACGAAAAAUAUCCCCUUCUUGAAAUUCCAGACGAUGAGUUGACCCCAGAGCAGCUGAAAGAAAAGAAGAAACAGGUGUUCCUUAAAUCCACAGCCCAAGGCCGGCUGCAAGCUAAACAGAAACGCCGUGAAGAAGAAUUAGAACGAGAAAGAAAGAAUAAAGCGGAUGAAGAAAAACGCUUAGAGAAUCCAGAACUUUAUUUGGAGGAAACACGUGCUAAACAUAAGGAGCUUUGUGAGAAAGUUGAGCAGCGAAAACGACAUAAAACAAAUGGGAAUCACUCAAAUGGAAAUAAUAUGUCUGGUGGUGUUGGUCGUGGUGAGAGAUCGAAUCCUGCCCAGAGGGAAAAGAUGCGUCUCUUAACAACAGCAGCCUUUGAUCGAGGUAAGGGGGAGGAUACAUUUGGCUCCAGAGACGAGGAUUGGCAACUUUAUCAACUAAUCAGUAAAGAUAAUAAUGAUGACGAUGAGGGGGCGGAGGAUGAUGAAGUAGAGCUUGCUCGUAUUUCUUCUCGGCUUCAGGAAAUAGACCCGACAUUUAUUUCUAAGCCAGAUGUAGGACCGUCGCAACCAGCUUCUGAACUGCCAAAACUCCGUCCAUUGACGAAAGAUGAUUUCCAAGUUAUGCUUGGCGUCGAAAGAUUCCGAUGUCCGGAAAUUCUUUUUCUUCCGAACCUAGUUGGUAUCGAUCAGGCAGGGCUAGAUGAAAUGGCUGGUGUCUCGAUAAAGAGGUUGCCGUCCAAGGACGAAGAUUUGGAGGCUAGAUUAACAAAUUCAAUCCUUUUGACCGGUGGAAGCAGCCUCUACCCUGGUAUAUCUGAGCGCUUGGAGUCAGGAAUCCGUAUGAUUCGGCCAAAUGGGGCACCUAUAAAGGUGGUCAGAGCAUUGGAUCCGGUUCUUGAUGCUUGGCGUGGGGCUUCUACUUACGCCGCUGCGUUGCAAUUCCCACAGCAAACUUUUAGUAGAGCGGAUUAUUACGAAAAGGGUGAAGAUUGGCUUCGGAGAUACCAAUUUAAUUACACGCUAUAAUUUAAUUUCAGUGAUUUAUAUAGAGAUGGAAAUGGGUAGCAGUAGGUUGAUAGGUACAAAUAGGAAAAAACCAUGAGACUUUGAAACUUUGAUUAUUUACCAUUACUUCAUCAUUAUCAGACAUUUUUGGCCCUGGAGACCAAUUAUAAAUUUGAAUGUAAAUGUCACCACCAUUUCAAACAUUAUGGGUGGUUCUUUAAGAAUUAUUAAGAAUUUGAUCUGCACAGAAAAUUCUCUAAA